GGACCGACACCGGACGAAAACAUCGUUUUUUUUCAUCUUGUUUUCACCUUUCCCGCAUCUCAAGCAAACCCCCAAAACCCUCAACUCCUCGAUCCCUUCCCCUUCUCCGUUCAUUCUCCGAUGGAUGAAGAGGCUCCCGAGGAAGAGCAUUGUAAUAAAUCUGUGAUAGAGGAUUUUGAGACAGCUUGCUGGGGAUGUGGUUUACGCCUUCAUCUUGCAUCUUAUGCACCGGUCUUCAAGUGUGGAUGGUGUGGAGCAAUAACGGAUCAAAACCAAUCUGUGAGAAAGCCUGAUAGUGUUUGCUUUUCCUGGUGGAGGUGUUUGCGGGAUGGGUUCUUUGUUGGUCUUCUUUUUCUCUUUAUAAUCUUUGUGAUAUGUGCUGGUGUUUGGGCAGUAUACCCAGUUAUCUUUUCAGUUAGCUACUUUUGUGGUGUAUUCCAUUGCACACUAACAGCUAUAUUGUCUAUUAUCACCAUUUUGAGCUUCUACUUGGCGGCAUUCCGGCCAGCUGGUACACAAGCAAAUGUCCAAUGGGGUAGCUAUCCAGUUGUUGGAAAGGGUAGUCUUGAAAACUACACCUUUUGCUUGUAUUGUGGCAGGCCAAAAUCUCCGAGAUCACACCACUGUCGUUCUUGCAAAAUUUGUGUAUUAGACAUGGAUCAUCAUUGUCCAUUUAUAGGCAACUGUGUUGGAGCAGCAAAUCACCGAUCUUUCAUUGCAUUUCUUAUAUCUGUUGUAAUCAGUUGCACUUAUGUGGCUGCUAUGUCAAUCUACGCGGGUUAUCAUGUCUGGCCUCCUUUGGAGUACAAAUAUCUCACCUCGAGUAGAUCAAGUAGUCUGGGUGCUAUUGGGACAAUGAAGCUCAUCGCUGCUGCUUUAGCUGAUUCUACAUUGCUUUUGUCAGCAAGAGGCCUUGUUCUUAUCUACCUGGCAUUUGCAAGCUUGUCUGUUGAAAUUGGUAUCAGUGUGUUGUUGAUGCAGCAGCUCGUAUUCAUUUACAAAGGAAACACAUAUAUCAAUAGCUUAAGCUCAGAAAAUGAUGGGAAUGAAGAGAGGGGUUGCCAUAAUUUGCUUCGCUUUUUUGGUUGCCCUUAUUCAGUGUUCAAGUUCCUACUAGGUUCUGCAAAUGCUGUGAAGUUGCAACAAAGAUUGAGCUCCAAGCUCUUGUAAAG
Molecule: messenger RNA, 1172 nt
Organism: Dioscorea cayenensis subsp. rotundata (Guinea yam)
Lineage: Eukaryota; Viridiplantae; Streptophyta; Magnoliopsida; Dioscoreales; Dioscoreaceae
Product: protein S-acyltransferase 11-like
Exons: 4
Coding region: 121-1170 (349 amino acids)
Molecular function (GO): palmitoyltransferase activity
Source: RefSeq, a predicted model, not a curated record